GUGAUGAUGUCGAGAUAUUCUUGGGUGUUUCUGCCAAUUAAUAAAGGCCAAAAUCAUUGGAUCUUGUGAGCAGCAAAGAUUCCUGAGCUGUCAGUGUCUAUUUUAGAUUCAAUGAAUGGACAAAAUCAUAUUUUCAUUGAAAAUUGGAGAAAAUAUGUGGAAAAAAGAGGCAAGGAGGUUGGUAAAUUGAGUGGUCCUUGGAAGAAUGGAAACUUAAUUUCUGGUCAUCAAAAAGAUGGCCAUAGCUGUGGGCCAUUUGUCUUAAUGAAUGCACUAGCAUUGUCGAAAGGUAUCAUGCCAUCCUACCUUUCGCAAAAAUGUGCAUUGAUGAUGAGACAGUAUGUUACUUCAAAGAUUGUGAGAUCAGCAAAGGAGCCUAAAUCUCAAAGAACAAUGUGUGACAUGCUCGAGUGCAACAGACCAAGUAAAGACUCUUGGGUGCAGUGUAAAGUAUGUGGCAAAUGGCUACAUUUCACUUGCGUCAAUCUGAAAAGUGCAUCGGACAGUGAAUAUCUUUGCAUCAUUUGUGAUGCACAGUACCAAUAA
Messenger RNA from Mytilus californianus (California mussel), 546 nucleotides. RefSeq lists its product as uncharacterized. The record is from RefSeq and is a predicted model, not a curated record. Bases 112 to 546 code for a protein of 144 amino acids. The transcript has 3 exons. NCBI's taxonomy places the organism in Eukaryota, Metazoa, Mollusca, Bivalvia, Mytilida, Mytilidae.